Cetraspora pellucida is the source of this 945-nucleotide messenger RNA. The record is from the annotation of a GenBank genome assembly. Lineage: Eukaryota; Fungi; Glomeromycota; Glomeromycetes; Diversisporales; Gigasporaceae.
AUGUAUAUUAAGCAUUUUGUCAGUUCAAUUUCCUCUGUUCAUCUGGUUUUGCUUAUGCUUGAUGGGCAUAAAAGCCACAUAAACUAUACAAGUAUAAAAUAUUGUAGUAAGAAUGGGAUACUAUUAUAUGCAUUGUUACUACACAUUACACAUAUUCUUCAACCUUUUGAGAUUCCUUUUGCCAAACUAAAACUGGAAUAUGGCAAAAGUUGUGAUCAACUUUAUAAUAAUACAGGUGAAGUGAUAACUAAGCACAUGUUUGCAAGAGUUCUUAGUCUAUUAUUUAUAGUAACUUAUAUACCAAAAGCUAUUAGAAAGGCUUUUAGCAAUAUAAGCAUUUGGCUGUUUAAUUCUAAUGCUAUUAGUUUUGAUCAUCUUGAUCCUUCAUUAAUAACGGAACAUAUAGAUUCUAAUUCUUUAUCUUCAUCUUAUUUUUCUCAACUAAACUUUUUAUCUUCAUUUCAUUCUCUUCAACUGAAUUUCUUAUCUUUAUUACAUUCUUUUCAACAAAUUAAUGAAAAUUUAUCAAUCCUUGAAAUUAUAUUCUUUUCAAUAUCUCAUCAGUAUUCUAUUCAACAUGGAAUAAAUUCAUUAAAAACAGAUCUUAUGUUUCUUGAAAAAGAGAUUGAAAUAUUAAAAAAAAAAAAUAAGUUAUUGAAAAGAAAAUAUGAAACAAUAAAUAAAAAGCUGAAAACUUUUAAAAAUUCUGAUAUCUGUUUAUUAAAACUGGCACUUAAAUACCCUACUCCUUGUUUUUCUUUACAAACUAAUAAAUCAAAACCUAAUAAUAUCAAACCUCAUUCACAGCCUACAAAAAAAAGAAAAACAUUACUAUUUGCCAAACUUUUUAUCAAUGAGACCUCUUUGUGGGAGUUAAAUGAGGCAGAAGAACUAGUCAGAACAAAAGCUGAAAAUGUAAAAAGAAAAAAAGAUGCUGCUGGCUAG